GCGCUUAUAGCAGGACACUAUGCGCAUUUGUUGAUGCUGUAUUUCCUGCUGUGAGGAGUGCUUUUAAAGUGCAGUCCAACGAUGAUUUAGUCUGCAUUUACACAGGCAGCCCAAUUCUGAUAUUUUUUUCACUAGUUGGUCUUUUGACCAAUCAGAUCAACUCUGAAAAACUUCUGAUGCGAAAAGUUCUGGUGUUAUUGGUCUAAAGACCAAUCAUAAUUGGGCUGCUUGUGUUUACGCAGCCUAACUGACCUCAGGUUUUUCCUCUGACUUUGCCACCCACCUCUCUCAUACACAGCAUUAAUUAAGCAAUAAGGCAUGAGAACCUGGGAAUUGACUCCCAAAGGGCUGUUCGAGGUGAAGCCAAGGGCCAAUAAAAAGCCUUUUGGAGGGUGUUAUCUACGAUUUGCUUUUAUAAAAUGGUUGCCAACAUAUACAAAAAAUAUUAAUAUCAUUGUUUUAAUUUGUAAAUAAUUUUUAUUUCAUCCUUCCACCAGACCAUAUAGUCCGGGCAAAAGCCAGUCAUUAGGACGGAGGUUCUAUAGUUGCUAGCCAAACAUCCCCUUACAAGAUUGCAGUUUUGAAACUGCAUUAAAAGUGUAGUAACUGCAGUCGACUGGUAUUUUGGACGCUGUAAUUGCAGAAUAGCUGCAGUUAUACUUCAAUCUAAUUGCAGUUACACUACAAAAUUAAUACAGUAAAAAAACAUAUUUUGGAUACAGUACAUAUUGAAGUUAAACUGCACUCUUAACUGCAGUUAUACUGCACCUGACUGCAAUCUUUUUUUGUAAUGGUCCUACCCCAGUGUUUUCCAAGCUCAGUCCUUGGGACCAAGUGGCGCACAUUUUGUUAUUUGCCCUAACAAUACACAGCUGAUUCAAAGCUUGAUGAUUAGUUGAUUAUUUGAAUCAGCUGUGUAGUGCUAGUGCAAAAAAACUAAAUGUGCACCCCUUGGUAUCCCGAGGACCGAGUUUUCUAUUUUCAAUGGUUGCUAUCAGUGGUGAUUUUAGCAUGUAAAUCUUGGUGGGGCAAACUGUAAAAAAAAAAGAAGAAAGAUUGAUGCAUGCCAGCAAAGCCACAACACAACACUAAACAAUACAUGAAUUGCACCAUAACAGUGACAAACGGUGCCCACAAACGGUUAGGGCCUACAUAAAGCUGUCCCCACAGCAGAGCUUUCUUUUCAGCACCAUGGAGUGAAUCCUUACCACCUCUACACCUGGCUAGAGCCUUGUCUGGCAGCAAAACAGUUCAUUUAACCUCAUUUACUGACUUUUUAAAAAACAUAGCUGAUAUGGCUGACUUGCUUAAACAAAUGUGGUUUCUACUGACAAUUGAGAUGUACAAACUAUGGCAUAAGUGAACGAUGUGCAGAUAAGAGGCAAUACGUCAUUAUGAUUAAGACAUUAAUGAGCAAGCUUAGACGGGCGUAGUCCAUAUAACUAUUUGUUCAGCUCUUUUGAAAUGUACAGUGCCAGAAUUCAGAACACAGUAUUCUCCCUGUACACCAAGUCAGAACCGUAAGAUAAAUAAAGGGCAUAUAAGCAGACAAUGAAAGCUCUUACAAUAUUCGAUGAUGACAUUUCUCUAAAACAGGCUAUAGGCUACAUGUGCACCUCCAAGUCAGAACAGUAUGCUAAAUUAUGAGGGAAAGGGACCAAAUUAUUAGGGUGAGGCACAUGGGCUACUAACAGCUUACUACACAACAUAUAUUACUUAGCUACAGUAUACAUAUCUCCCUGGCAUAUUACAUAAUUUAUGCAGCAGCAUAUAAUACAUUUUUGGACUCACCGUUGUGUUUUGCUCCCUUGAACAGGAAGGUGGUUCAGUGAUCCUUCUUGUGGGCAAAUUUUGUCAAGAACUUUGUCAUCAAAGUCUGGCAUUCUCUGGAUCUAAGGUGCUUUCAAGACAACUAGGAAUUCUGAAAAAAACUAAAACAGAUUGAAUCAUGACGUCAGUUAUCUUCAGGUCAGAGCUCUAGAAAGAGGACCGAGUUCCCAACUUGGAAUUCCGAGUUGGAUGACCGUUCAAAACGUUUUCCCCCAGUCGGAGCUAGUUUUAUUCAGAGUUCCCAGUAGUCUUGAACUCACUGAAGUAUGACAUUUCCCAGUGCCGAGUUUCAGUUGUUUUGAAUGCGGCAGAAAUCAUGCUGGAUUGACAGGAUGGCCAAUGUAUUUAACCUUUUCAGGCCAUGUUGUAUCGUGUGGAUGUUUAUCCUUUAAAGCUUGGAAAAGAGACCCUUAAACCCAGUCUUGGACCACAUAUCCUCUCCACCGAAUAGCAGGCAGGGGAAGCAAAAUAGUGAUUGCUUUGCAACACUUGCAGUUAGCCACUAAUUCCUUCCAAACCACUCAUUGUGGAAUUUGCAAUUUUCAACUUGUUAUGUAAUGUUCAUGUCCAACGACCAAUGAUCACCGAUACGUUUUAUAUAUCAUUUGACAAGGAUUGAAAAGCUUUUGCCAGUAGAUUGUCAAUGCGAUUCAUGAUGACUGCUUGUCUAUCUUGCUAGCUAAGAUUUUCAAAGUAUGAUGUUGACAUCAGUCCAAUUAAAGCUACGGUAGAUAUAACGUGAUUUAUCUGUGGCCAAUGACAUUGAGCCUUCUUGGAUGGGCACUUAUAAUGGAAAUCUAUGGCAGAACUUUAUAGUUCUCCCUGUAGAUUUUGGGGUGAAAUAGUGUCCCCAUGAGUGACAGAACACUGACCCAAUCACAGCUCAACUAGAGAAGUUUACCAACCCCUACACUCUAUUUUCCGCUGGCUGCCCCACCACCAUUGACAGCACUGAGCUAGGCUGAAACACCUGCAAUUUGGAGCUGACCAUGUUUGUAUGCGGCUUUAUUAACUCAAUAAAAACAUUUUACAAACGGACAUGUGACACGUAUUAAUGCUAAAAUAACUUGCAAGACAGAAAAUAUAAUUUUAAUGUCUGCCCCGAACGUGGCCGCUGGUUGCUUUGUAGCUAUGCAUGAGCUUGCACUCCAUUGUUUCCACUAGCUUCUAAAGCCACUAAGUCAGAAUUGGCUGCACAAUUGGCUUUUUGGUCUUAAUUUAGGGUUAGGCAUAAGGUUAGCAGUGUGGUUAAGGUUAGGUGUACAAUCCAAUUUUAAGAACAUAAAUUGUAGAAAUGGGCAGAGUUUAUGACUGUGGCUAUAGAAGCUAAGAGCCUUCUACAUUGCUAGCUAGCGCACUAAAGUUAACACACAAUCACAUCAAGCAGCUGAAAUUACAGCAAACUAUGUGCAUUUUCGUUUGUUUCACCUUUGUUUCUUUCUAUUGUCAUUUCUUUGAAAUUAUCCAUUAUAAUGAUCCUAAUAAAUGAAUUGGCAUGGCUCAGAAGCUGUCAGUCUUGUCACAUUUAUUCUCUAUGCAUGACAUUGGAGUUCGCAAAAAAAACUGCACAGGUCAGAGGCAAACAAGGUUUAGACAAACCCCAACUGUUUAAACCAAAUGCUAGCCUAGUAGCAUGGGGAAAUAUUGUUUAUAUACUUUUUUCCAGGGGAGAAGUAAGUUUCGAAUUGGCUGUGAGACAGUGGAUGCGCAUUGUGAAUUCAAAUGGAACUGUUAAUAGGGAUGGUGGUGAAUAACUAAAUCCUUACUAUUAACCAAUCAGCAUCCAGGAACCAAACAACCCGUUUUAUAAUAGGCCAGGGGUAUUCAUUCCGCCAAUUCUGUUGCAAAACGCUUCUUAAAGGAAGCAAACAGAGCGAAUCAGGGAGGGACCUACCUGAAUUUGUCCAAUAGAAACCCUCGUUUUAGUUGCAACUGUUAGCCAGAAUGAAUACAGCCCAGCUCUCGUCCUUCUGACAUAGUGAGAGACAACUCUGUAAACUUUGACACGAUUAAGAUUUGGGCAAGAUUUUGACAGAAUGGGACACGCGCACUGCUGUACUGUGCUUCUUAUAGUAUUCCUUGCGCUACAGCAAGCUGCUGGAUUUUGGCUCUUCGAUGUCUUUCCAUCAAGUUUAAAAACUCAAAACAAAGUACCAAACAAUAGCACUCCGCCGGUUCUUAUAGUGCCUGGGACUGCAGGAAACCAGCUUGAAGCCAAGAUUGACAAGCCAAGCCGUGUGCAUUGGAUGUGCUACAAAAAGACAGAUUACUUUUUCACACUUUGGAUUGACUUGAAUAUGUUCAUGCCAAUUGGAAUUAACUGUUGGAUUGAUAAUAUAAGAAUUGUAUACAAUAGGACAACUCGCAAGUCAUCCAAUUCUGCAGGGGUGUCUGUGAGAGUGCCUGGUUUUGGACAGACAUAUACUGUUGAGUUCUUGGACAACAACAAGCUGUCAGGUUAUUUUAAUAAUAUGGUUACACAUUUGGUCAACAUGGGAUAUGUCCGCAAUGAGGCUGUCCGAGCAGCACCAUAUGACUUCAGAAUAGCUCCGAAUGAGCAGGAGGAAUACUUUGCACGACUGAAGAAGCUGAUUGAGGAUAUGUACGAGCGAGAUCAACAACCACUUUACAUCCUGGGCCAUAGCAUGGGAAGCAAUUAUGUCCUCUACUUCUUAUAUCAGCAGACCCAGGCUUGGAAAGAGGAAUACAUCAAAGGCUUCAUUUCACUUGGAGCACCCUGGGGUGGGGCUGUCAAGACCCUUCGAGUACUAGCAUCAGGUGAAAAUCUUGGCAUCCCACUGGUGUCCAACAUCAAAAUCCGGGAGCAGCAGCGGAUGACCACCACAAACCCCUGGAUGCUUCCAUUUGAAGAGGCCUGGCCUGCAGACCACGUCUUCAUCUCCACGCCAUCAUUCAACUAUACCCGACAGGACUACCAGCGCUUCUUUAAAGACAUUGACUUUGAAGAUGGCUGGUUCAUGUGGGAAGACACCAGAAACUUGACAGCUGGUCUGCCCCCUCCUGGUGUUGAGAUGUACUGCUUCUAUGGUGUGGGGCUGCUCACACCGGUUACAUAUAUUUAUGACGACCAGUUCCCAAAUGCAGACCCCAUAGACUAUGUGUAUGCUGAUGGGGAUGAUACAGUGGACAGUCUUAGCCUCGGUCUUUGUAAACGCUGGAGAGGGAAGCAAGCACAGCCUGUCCAUGUCAAGGAAUUCAGGUCUAUGCCCCACAUGGAAAUAGUAUUAAAUAGGAAGGUGAUCAAUGUGGUCCAGAGUAUUCUGGAGGGAAGAUAUCGUGAAGAGGAUUCUACAUUGAUGAACUGAUGAACGUCCCAUUGAUUCCACACUCAUGCAAGAUCAGGCCCAGCUGGACCAGCCUCCCAAAUCUAUACUGUAAGCUUUUGGGGAGAAGAUUAUUCACCCUCCCAAUAUACAUACUAUUACUGAUGCCAGUAGGCUAGCUACGGAGGUGGACUUAUACACAAUGUACAAACCAUUAGGAACACCUGCUCUUUCCAUGACAGACUGACCAGGUGAAUCCAGGUGAACACUAUGAUCUCUUAUUGAUGUUACUUCCAACUUCAAUCAGUGUAGAUGAAGGGGAGGAUACUGGUUAUAGAAUGAUUUUUAAGCCUUUAGACAAUUACCACCCCAUAAUAUUAUUUGUGCCUCUACCAGAUGGAAACUAAAAGCGUAAUGGGACUUACAAAUGUAGAUCCUUCAAACACCCUCAAACAGGGAAACGGAUCCCAAUCAAAGGUGUUAUCAUGUGCUCCACUAAGGCAGUUAUUUGUGUUAUAACUUUUCCUUGUGGUAAAAAUUGUGGAUAAAACAAAGCGCAAAUUAAAAGUAAAAAUCAUGGAGCAUUGUAGCACCAUUAGGUGCAAAAACUAGACGUACCCAGUUGUGGCCCACUUUUUGGAAGCAAACCACUAUUUCGUCCCUUCGUGAAAUCGCCAUCGAACAUGUCACCCUCCCUAGGAGAGGGGGUGACCUCGACAAUUUAUUGUUAAAACGAGAGGCCGCCUGGAUCUUUAAUUUAAAGACCCCCUCUCUCUUGCUCCCUUCGGUGUCAAUGUAGACUUUGAUCUGAAGCCAUUCUUGUGAUUGUGAUUUUCCUAUACAUUGUAAAUGUUUAUGGGCCUAUGUAGCCAAAUUGUACCUAUGACUGUAUGCUACCCAUUCAUGCUUUUUAUAUGUUCUAUUUAUAUCUGUAAAUCAACCAAUGAAAUCAAGCCACACCCAGCCAUGAUUAAACACCUGUGUGUCAUUUAGAGAGUUUCUAACUAGUGAACCGCAGUGUUUGUCAUUAUACCCUGAUGAAGAUGGCUUGUCUGUCAAAACGUUGGUUAUUAAAGUAUUGCAUCUGAGCUCCUA
This is a messenger RNA of Salvelinus fontinalis (brook trout), 6209 nucleotides long. RefSeq names its product phosphatidylcholine-sterol acyltransferase-like. NCBI's taxonomy places the organism in Eukaryota, Metazoa, Chordata, Actinopteri, Salmoniformes, Salmonidae. Gene Ontology annotation, biological process: lipid metabolic process. The transcript has 6 exons. Bases 3867 to 5156 code for a protein of 429 amino acids. The record is from RefSeq and is a predicted model, not a curated record. Gene Ontology annotation, molecular function: phosphatidylcholine-sterol O-acyltransferase activity.